Messenger RNA from Bombyx mori (domestic silkworm), 1509 nucleotides. RefSeq lists its product as uncharacterized. The transcript is spliced from 4 exons. Lineage: Eukaryota; Metazoa; Arthropoda; Insecta; Lepidoptera; Bombycidae. The coding region runs from base 488 to 919 and encodes 143 amino acids. The record is from RefSeq and is a predicted model, not a curated record.
UAUUCUUUAAAUGCAACUGAUUAGUAUGCUUGUCGUAAAUUUAAACAAAACAUAAACUUAAUAUUAAAAAUGUUCGUGUAAUAAUAAUUAUAAUUCAUAAUUGUGUCACAAAAAUAAACCUCUGUGCUCAAAUCAAUUAAUUAAACAUUAAGACAAAUUAAUCUGUGGGUGCGUCAUGUGAGUGCAAGUAUUCAGAAAUUAUUUUAAAGUUAACGUCCAUCAAAUUCGAAUACAAUGUAUUAAAUAUAGCGAUAAUAAAAAGACGGCGUAUUUUUUUAUGGGAUUAUAGAUUAAAAAUAUAAGCGGACUCCAAUUAUUCGGUAUGGAUAAUGCGUCUAAAUGUUGGCAGUGGCAUUCCGGAUGGCAUAAAGUGUAAAUUUAUCUUUGUCAGAUGACCGUACGGUCGAUAGGAUGCUAUGUGGUCACUGCUCAUGCACAUCAGCAAUGUUAGGAGGCAUCGCCAGGCCGCUGCCAGACUACUAGAUUUAUGAUAAAGCAAGGAGAACCAGUCGUGAUCAACACUAGGAGCUGCGCGCACGUCUCGCUAACAAUGAAGUUAAUGCUGUUCGCCGCUGUCCUCUGCGUGAUCCUGUGGCUUGGAGCUUCGGUCCCCAUCAACAUGGAGCGGAGGCUGGUCAAUCGUCCGCCACGGGACGAGGUGAUGGGUCUAUCUCGGCCGAAACGACAUCAAAUUAAUGCACCCAUCAAAGGAAGACAGAGUCCUCACAGACGCGGCGGUAUAGAACAUAUGUUAAGGAAAGGCGAAUAUGUGUGCGGCGAUAAGAUUUGUCGUUUGAAGCCUGGAGAGGAGCCCGCGGGCUGCAACGGCAUCUGCCAGUUCCCCAUCGACCCAAUGCAUUACGACGGGCAGCCACAGAGGCGGUUCGGGCAGACAAUCAACGCAAAAGAACGGUUUUAAUUAUAUCCAUUUUAUUCAUGUGACAGCCCUGGCAUUAGAAACUAUUGUAUAUUAAAAAAAAAUGACUUUAUUUUUUAAUAUGCACAUAAUAAUAUGUAUACAUUCCUAAGUUUAAUACGAGAAAAAGAUUUAUUUCCCGACUAGCUGACCCGGCAGACUUCGUAGUGCCUAAAUCGAUAAAUAAAAGACCUAAACUUUUGUAUAAAAUAAACUUAAAACAAAAGGAAUCCGUCCGACGGGGGACACAUCAAAGGAAAAACAAAAUUGUUAUUUUUAUUUAAUUCCGAGCAUUUUUAUAUUUAUCUACCUUUUAAACCUUCUCUAGACUUCCACGAAUAAUUCAAGACCAAAAUAAGCCAAAUCGGUCCAGCCGUUCUCAAGUUUUAGCGAGACUAACAAACAGCAAUUCAUUUUUUUAUAGAUUAGUUAGACGUAAGUCUUAAAUGAUGCACCUCUUGGUUUGCUUUUAUUGUUGUUAACGUAAGAGCCAGUGCAGCUCCGAUUGACACCAUUUAUUUAAAUGUAUAAAUUUAUAUAUUUAACUUAAAUGUAUAUAUUUAAAUGUAUAAAUAUAAUUAAAUUAGAAAUUA